Molecule: messenger RNA, 650 nt
Organism: Argiope bruennichi
Lineage: Eukaryota; Metazoa; Arthropoda; Arachnida; Araneae; Araneidae
Product: protein KRTCAP2 homolog
Exons: 5
Coding region: 176-583 (135 amino acids)
Source: RefSeq, a predicted model, not a curated record
UCUGGUUUUUAUUUUUCUGUAUUCUGUUGAUGUUUGUGUGACGUUGACUACCGGCUCAAAGCUGUUUUUUAUGAAUGUUAUGUAGAAAGUUAUUAACUAGAUUUAUAAUUUUCUGUUGUGCUGUUACAAUAAGUAGAGUAUAUUUCUUUUCUGAUUCAUUUGUAACUACUUAAUCAUGGCAUUCGAAAGUGGCACAUCCUGUUUAUUGUCUACAUCUUUGUUUGUGGUGUUGUUUUCUGCUAUGCAAGUGUACCGUUGGCAGUUAGCAUCAACUCAAUUGAUGACAGUUCUUGGUGGAUUUCUUGGUUCUUUCCUGUUUAUGUUUGCCUUGACUGCUAUUGGUAACAUUGAGACUUAUGUAUUUGGAAAAGGCUUUCAAACAAAAUUGUUUCCAGAAGUUUUAAUAAGUAUUCUGGUUGCUAUAUUUGCUUGUGGUUUGAUUCACCGAGUGUGCAUUACAACUUGUUUCAUCUUUUCAAUUGUGGCCUUGUAUUACAUGAACAAAAUAUCCAACAAAGUGCAUGGCAGUUCAAUUCCUCCUGCUUUGGCCAAUCCUAUACCUGAAAGGAAGAAACGAAGAUAGACUUUUUCAUAUUUUGUGUUAAAAUAAGUUUUGAUAUCUUUUGAAUAAAGGGGGUUUUGUUACUAUG